Chelonoidis abingdonii (Abingdon island giant tortoise) is the source of this 1099-nucleotide messenger RNA. It is a transcript of the gene APOO, whose product is annotated as apolipoprotein O. NCBI's taxonomy places the organism in Eukaryota, Metazoa, Chordata, Testudines, Testudinidae. Gene Ontology annotation, cellular component: MICOS complex. Gene Ontology annotation, biological process: cristae formation. The record is from RefSeq and is a predicted model, not a curated record.
CUCCGUAGCGGCGCGUGCGCUGUGCGGCUCUGAUAUCAUCGCGCAGCGCCGCGGUUGGGAGCAACGCCGCGAUGUUCAAGGUAAUGCGUCUGGGGGCUGCACCUGCUAGCCUGAGCUUGCUGUCCAUCCAAGUAUUUGCUUCAUCCUCAGAGAAGGAAACUCCAAAAAAUGAGUUGCUAAAAAUUGAUGAGCUUUCACUCUACUCCUGUCCAGCUCAUGAGUCUAAAUAUGUGGAGGAAUCACAAACCCAGUUGGAAGAGGGGAUCUCGUAUCUGCGGCAUUCUGUGGCGCCAUAUACAGCCUGGUGUCAGGAUCUUUACACUAACGCUAUGCCCAAAGUAGAAAGAACUAUUGAACGUGGUAGAGAAAGUUGUGAAUUUCUCAAAAAUCCCCCUCCAGGAUUUUACCCAAGGCUUGGUGUCAUUGGUUUUGCUGGAAUUGUUGGACUGUUUCUUUCUAGAGGCUCAAAAAUAAAGAGGUUGGUGUAUCCAGUGGGCUUCAUGGGGAUUGGUGCCUCGCUAUAUUAUCCACAACAAGCUGUUGCUAUUGCAAAGGUCACUGGUUCAAGAUUGUAUGACUGGAGUCUGCAAGGAUAUGUAGCUGUAGAAUCUCUCUGGAAGGAUAAUCCUAAAAAGAAGAAAUCUGGAAAAAAAGCAAGUGACAAGUCUGAAGCCAACAAUGACAUGCCAGUGGAAGUACACGUCAAUUCAGGUGAAGAAAGAACCAUGAAGUAGAAUGCGCCAUCACUUCCCAUCAAACAGGUGCAUAGAAGAUUUAGACAAGAUCAACAGUUUUCUAGAGAGAGAGAAGGGAAGAUGACUGAAGAAUCUGUUUUGAUUACAAGUGUAGUUAACCUGUGUUCUGCCUCAGGAAGGACUAUCUGGUACUCUGGUAUGGAUUCUCUGCGAAUGGACACUGCCUAGGAUUUGUCAGCUGGAAACUUUUAGGCCUCAGUCCUGCAACAGCAUCCAGAGAGCUUUACGGUUCUGCCCAUGCAGAGCCUACUGAAGGAUCAGCACCGCAAGUAGCAAGUCUCAAAACUCUUCAAUCUCUAGUUACUAUUUAUAUGCAUAAAUAAAAUUCAAAUUCAGUAAAUUUG